AAAGAAGAAGAUCCGCGCUCAAAGAUGACGUCAGCACCCGACGUAAUGUAGUUCACUGCUUCCACGCUGUUUCGAAUCUUCUGUAGCUCGUUUAUUUUCCUCGUGUGAAGACCUUUUCGUGGUUUGAAAUAACAAGCAGUUUCCAGAGAAUAAAUAAGAAGAUUGACAUUUACAAAAACGACCCCUAUGAAGUUGCAAGGACCCAAUUUCUCUGUGAGAACAUUAGCUUAGCGUAGCAGAACCUCAUCAAACUGUAGCUAAUGCAAACAACAUGAGGCAUCAGUUUCUUAAACUGUAGCCAGGCCUAGCUAACUUAUUAGAGCAACGUUUGAUUUACAUUUUAAGCGGCUGAGAUGAACAGUGAAAACUUCACCCUCAGUGAGAAGAUAGUGUCAUCCUCCUACAUUCGACAGGGGUCUCAGGCCCGACGUGGCCACGAGCAGCUCAUCAGACAGUUACUGGAGCAGGGUAAGUGUCCAGAAGAAGGAUGGAGUGAGAGCACCAUAGAGCUGUUCUUGAACGAACUAGCUUUGAUGGACAGCAACAACUUCCUUGGCAACUGUGGCGUAGGAGAGAGGGAGGGCCGGGUGGCAUCUGGCCUUGUUGCAAGAAGACAUUAUAGGUUGAUCCAUGGCAUAGGUCGGUCAGGUGACAUUGCUGCUAUUCAGCCUAAAGCUGCAGGAUCAAGUCUGCUUAACAAGCUGACCAACUCAGUUGUGCUGGACAUCUUGAGGCUUUCAGGUGUCCGGAGUGUGGCCAGCUGUUUUGUUGUUCCCAUGGCAACAGGAAUGAGCUUGACUCUCUGCUUCCUGACCCUUCGUCAAAAGAGACCCAAAGCUCGCUACAUCAUUUGGCCUCGCAUCGAUCAGAAGUCCUGUUUCAAAUCUAUGAUCACUGCAGGCUUUGAACCUGUGGUUGUGGAGAAUGUACUUGAAGGAGAUGAGCUGCGAACAGACUUGGAAGCAGUUGAACACAAAAUCGAGGAGCUUGGAGCAGAGAACAUCCUGUGUGUUCAUUCUACAACAUCCUGCUUUGCUCCCCGGGUCCCUGACAGGCUUGAAGAGCUGGCCGCUAUGUGUGCUAAACACAGCAUUCCUCACAUAGUCAACAAUGCUUAUGGAGUACAAUCAUCCAAAUGCAUGCAUCUCAUACAACAGGGGGCUCGUGUGGGAAGAAUCGAUGCCUUUGUUCAGAGUUUGGACAAGAACUUCAUGGUUCCAGUAGGUGGUGCCAUAAUCGCAGGUUUUGAUGAGUCUUUCAUACAGGAGAUAAGUAAGAUGUACCCAGGUCGAGCAUCAGCUUCACCCUCACUUGACCUCCUCAUUACCCUCCUCACUGUAGGAGCCAGCGGCUAUAAGAAAUACUUAUCAGAAAGAAAGGAGAUUUAUUCGUUCCUGGCUCAGGAGCUGAAGAGCCUGGCUUCUGCACAUGGGGAGAGAUUGCUUCACACCCCACAUAACCCCAUUUCUUUGGCCAUGUCUCUAGAUGGUCUCCAGGCCCAAAGCAACAAAGCAGUGACUCAGCUGGGCUCCAUGCUGUUCACCCGACAAGUGUCAGGAGCCAGGGUAAUCCCACUAGGCAAGGAUCAGACCAUUAACGGACACACGUUCCAUGGGUUUAUGUCGCACUCAGAGUCGUACCCCUGCCCUUACCUCAAUGCUGCCUCAGCUAUAGGCAUCACUCGGGAAGAUGUGACACUGUGCAUCAAAAGACUUGACAAAUGCUUGAAGACGCUAAAGAAAGAAGGAACUGCAGCAAGAAGCGGCUCUCCAGUACCUCUGGAAAACCAGGAGGUUGCUGAUGGAGAACGACUGGGCUGAGAUAUAAAAAAUUCAAGUCAAAGUUUGACUGUUUGCUGCCUGAAACCACUGUUACCUGAUUUAGACUGUUUAAAUGGUAAGUUUGGAUGGAUUUGCCAUCAGGAUAUAUUAAUAAUGUCAUUGAAUGGUGACAGCUGGUAAUGAAAUUUUGCACAAGUGUUCUUUACAAACAAAAAUUACACAAUUGAUUCUUUCUGUUUCAUGAAGGUUAGUCAUAGUCAAUAACCGUUUGUUGUAAUUGGAAUAAAAUCUCCAAAAAGACUGCUGAUAUAUUGUUUGCACAUGUUAAAGAAGCAACACCGGUUGCAGAUCUGUCAUUUGCAAAUGAUUUUAUGUUUGUAAUUGUUCAUAAUUAAAGGCAUCUAAUACUGUAGAUUCUAGAUGAAAUAUUUUAAAAGCAUCUGGCAGACAGAUGGUUUAUAAUUAAUGUUUGUUCUGUUUUUGGAAUACAUUAGGACUUCCCACUCAAUACAUGAAACAAAAUAGCUUUAUAUCGCAGAAGGUUGUACAUUGGAGUUGUAAUGGGAUACAAAAGCCACUGAGCCAUUAACUCCAUCUGAACCCCAUAUAUUGGAUUAGCUCUUUACUUUCAGUCUCUGUACUAGAACACAAGGAACACAAUCAAUGAAGGACACUAAACAUAGAUUACUAUGUGUUUAGUGAAGGAAAUGUUCAUGUUUGUCUGUAUUAAACCAUACUACAUUAAACAUCGUAUAGUGGUGUGUUGUGAUAGGAUGAAAUUCGAUUACUUUCAGAACUGAUUGGAUCUUGAGUCAGACAUGAACCUCUGCUCUCUAAUCUCUGUCCAGAGUAGGAAGUGCCCUGAGGAACAAAAUGCGAAGCGGCUACCCAUAGACCCGCACUGGAAAUACUGUUUGUCAUAAUUUCUGCAUCUGUGUGAGGUGCAGACAUCAGUUUUUCUGCAGGUGAAAAAAUGUAUAGCAACAGCAGAACCAAUCCACCCAGCAGCAUUUGAAAGAGGGCUGAACUCGGAUAAUUAUGCCGUUGUAUCAGCACAUUUUCACUGUUCCCAAGCUGUACUGAACCAUUAAGAAAACAUAGUGGAAAAACACUGCUGUGAUGGCCCCGACACAAUGCAGCAUUCUAAAAAAGAGACGUAGCUUUCACAAAAAUGAGAAGAUGUUGCACUGUAUCAGCCUGUGUUUAGGAGAUGUGAGCUGAACAUGAUUGUAAUGAAUGUUGCUGAAUGUGGUUUAAAUGCACUUGAUUAUAAACAAAGGUGUCUGUCUUGUAA
Melanotaenia boesemani (Boeseman's rainbowfish) is the source of this 3075-nucleotide messenger RNA. It is a transcript of the gene sepsecs, whose product is annotated as Sep (O-phosphoserine) tRNA:Sec (selenocysteine) tRNA synthase. The transcript is spliced from 12 exons. NCBI's taxonomy places the organism in Eukaryota, Metazoa, Chordata, Actinopteri, Atheriniformes, Melanotaeniidae. Gene Ontology annotation, biological process: conversion of seryl-tRNAsec to selenocys-tRNAsec; selenocysteine incorporation. Gene Ontology annotation, molecular function: O-phosphoseryl-tRNA(Sec) selenium transferase activity; tRNA binding. The record is from RefSeq and is a predicted model, not a curated record. The coding region runs from base 354 to 1820 and encodes 488 amino acids.